Lactuca saligna is the source of this 817-nucleotide messenger RNA. NCBI's taxonomy places the organism in Eukaryota, Viridiplantae, Streptophyta, Magnoliopsida, Asterales, Asteraceae. The record is from the annotation of a GenBank genome assembly.
CCACUUUUAUUUUCUCAUAAAGUCAAAAGAAAAGGUGUGGGUCCUUCCUUCAUAGCUUACCUUUACACCCCCCUUGACAACCCCUUCGCCGGAGACCGGACUACCAUGACCUCCCGCUACUAUCCCAGCUCUUCCUCCUCCUCCGCCGCCUCAAUCAAAGGCUGUUGCUGCUGCCUCGGCCUCCUCUUCUCCUUCCUCGCUCUCCUCUCCCUCGCCAUUAUCCUCGUCAUCGUCCUCGCAAUCAAACCCAAAAAGCCCCAAUUCGAUCUCCAACAAGUCACCGUUCAAUACAUAAACUUCGCCGCCACCAAUUCCUUCACCCCCGCCGUCGAUUCCCCCAGCUCCGCCUCUCUAUCCCUCGUCAUACGCAUGCUUUUCACUGCCAAAAACGAAAACAUAGCCGGGAUCAAGUACCGCGAUUCCACAUUCAAUAUCAUGUACCGUGGAGUCCCAUUGGGUCGGGGCACAGUACCCGGGUUUUACCAGGCGGCUCACAGUGUGAAGAACGUACAGACGACUGUGUCGGUGGAUCGGGUGAGUCUGUUGCAGACGGAUGCUGCUGAAUUGGUGACAGAUGCUUCUGUUAAUGAUCGGGUGGAGCUUCGGAUCAUGGGUGAUGUAAAUGCUAAGAUUCGGGUCAUUGGGAUUACUUCGCCCAGUGUGCAGGUAUCUAUAGAUUGUUCAAUAGUGAUAAGCCCAAGUAAACAAUCUCUAAUUUCCAAGCAAUGUGGAUUCGAUGGUUUGCAAAUAUGAUGAAGCAAUGUGGAAUAAUCUUCCUCUAAUCUUUUAUAUAUUAGUUAAAAAUUUUGCAAAAAAG